Schistosoma bovis is the source of this 2187-nucleotide messenger RNA. Lineage: Eukaryota; Metazoa; Platyhelminthes; Trematoda; Strigeidida; Schistosomatidae. The record is from the annotation of a GenBank genome assembly.
AUUUUUCCAUAAUAAUAAUCAGAAAACACACCGCUCCCGAAUGAAGCAUCCGCUUCGCGUAUUACCAUGCAAAAUCAUUCUAACGUGCUGAGUGUUCUUCUUUUCACAUAAGCCUGAGUAAAAAAUUCUGAUCAAGAAUAAUUUUUAAUCAGGAGGGAGUUUGAGGUAGUCAAGGUCAUUUUCUGAUUUUGUUAAUACUCGUUUUGCUUCACUCUCGGUGAAAUACGUAUACUGAUCAAAGCUAUUUGUGACUGAAUCCUUACCGAACAUCUUACUAGCCCAAUUGUUCCAAAAUACGUAUGGUACUACUUGGUGUGCAAAUUAGUUGUGAACUUACGAAUGUCACUAAUCUAAGUCCUUCAUGUGAUGAUUUUCGUUGGUAUUUAAAGGUAAAGUGCGGGAACUGCGGCGAAAAUACUCAUGAUUACGUAUACAUUAACAGUGUAGAAAAGACACCAAUUCAAGACAGUCGCGGGGAUGCGAAUUUAGUAAUCCGGUGUAAAUUUUGUAAACGAGUUUCAAAUGCUGAUAUUAUUCCUGGUAGCAUACUUCCAUACUCACUUGACGAUUCUGGUCAUUUCAAAACCAUUGCAAAAUUUGACUGUCGUGGUUUAGAAUUUACUGAGUUUUCUCCUCGUUGUGGUUGGUCUGCUUCAAGUGUCAACUCCGAUGCGGUUUUUGAUGACAUCUCAUUAACAGAUGAGUUCCAAUACCAUUGAAAAUGAUCCUAAUUAUUUAUUAUAAAGUUUAUUAGCAUGUUACUAGGUCCACCAUACCCACUAUAACUGUCUGUAAACAUCAAAUGUUUUUGUAUGUACUACUGUUUCCAUGUUGAUUGCCUACUCGCCUCAAAGAGAAGCAACAACUUUAGUCUCGCUGGUAGCUACGAUUUGGUGUGAUUAUGAUGAGAAAGGUAAAUGUGAAGUCAGCAUACAAAAUUUUCAAAGUCAAAUAAUUAAAUUGAAAUGUUAAUAACUGAAUAUUUAUGAUCUGUUCACCUUCCUGUUUGUAUUAUGUAUAUUAUUAUUGAAAAAUAAAAUACUCGUUUUGUUCUUGCCUAAAUUAUUGAUAUAAAUUUAUUCAUUUUAAACUUAUGGUAUCAAUGGAGUUCCAAAGAAUUUCAAUAUCUUUUUAUGACAGGAAUAAAAUUAAUUCGACUUGUUAUAAGAAAGAAAAUAAAGAUGAUCGCUGUAAAAUAUUUAUUAGAUAUCAAAACUAAAUUUAAUAAUUAUAACCCAGAACUACCACAUAAAAUGUAACACAUAUACAUCGAUUCAAGUUGAUAUACUACUUUAGUAUAGUGAGAUGAAAUUAUUUCAAGAUAAAUCCCAGAGUAGUAGAAGUAGUAAUAAUAUUGGUAGUAGCAGUAGGGAAGAUGAAGUAUAAAAUACAAAAUGUAUGAAGGGAUUUUUUAAUUUGGUUUCAAAAGGAAGACAAGGAGUGAAUGCACCAAUGUCAUUGAACACAAUUCUAAGGCUUUUCCCAAAGUAUGACCUUUGGUUACUGUAUUUAUGCGGACUUGAAAUAGUCUCCACGUAUUAAUGUUUCUGGGCCCGAUUGUCAGUGACAAUGGACUGCUGACAUGUUUUGGUUUGGCCACCCCUAGCUUUCUUCCAGUGUACAUCAGAAAACGCCCGUUGAGGUAGACAGUGAUUUGGAAUAUGUGGUACAUAAUCCAGCCACUCCAGUUGGUGCAGUUUUACUAGCUCUUCGACUUAUUUAUCAUCUUUAUUUAGUACCCUAACCUCAGCGUUGCUCACUCAGUGGUUUCUAUCUUAGAAGAAUGUCACCCCAAAUUAAUCCAUAACCAAGUGUUAUUUUAUCCUAACAACUAUGAAUAAGUUUAUUGAUAGGGGUUUGAAUUAUCCCAUUGCUGGUAUUUAGGACUGAAUGUUGGGUCUGUUGACAUUGUGCAUCCUGUGCUGAUUGGCUUGGUGUGAUUCAUCUUGUCCUGAAUGUCGACAAUUGGAUAAUUCAAACACUAAUAAUGAUACAAACAUCAUUCACCUUGAACGGUUUAGUGGUUAUAUGGAUUUGGUAUCUCAUCGGAAAACACAUCUUUUAAGUCGAAAUGUGCUGGGUUCAAGAGCCGAUGCGGACAUCAAGACUAAGGUGCAUGGACUCGCGGGGUGCGGGACCGUGGAUGCGCACUGCUGAGGAGUCCCAUACUAGAACGAAACGGCCGUC